CAAAGCCUCUUCCCUCUUUUUCCUCUAGAGGCAGCAUCGCAGGGGAGGAUGCUCGUGAACUUCUGAACUCACAAACCUGGAUCCAAAUGCUGCCCCUGACACUACCCAGCGGUGGGAACAUGGUCAUUACCACCACUAUUAAUAUCAGAUUUUUCAUCUAUGCAAUGGUUACAACAAAAUAUAUUGCAUACAGUUGUCAUGAGAAACAUAUAGCAAUGGAAACCGUAAGUUCUAAUCUAGAAAGAGCUCUGUAAAUGUUAAUUCCCCUCUUUUUUCUUGAAUCAGUCUUUCAACAUCCUCGGGAAAUAGGUAAAACUUUGAUCCCAAUUCUCAGAUAAUUUAUUUAGAGUUUAUCACCAUAACUAAUAUUGACAAUUUACAAUGUGCUCUACAGUGCUUAAUACACAGUAACCCCUUAAUGAAUGUUGUUCAUGGGGCAACACUUGCCCUCGCCUUUUCUCACCUGACCAUUCCAGCAUCUCCAUGGAGUAGAAAGGGACCUACUACUAUCUCCCUUUUUACAGCUUUUGAAAUGGAGGCUCUAGAGAGGUGAAUGACAUGCUUUUUUUCUAGGAUACAUGGCUGAUAAUUGGUAAAGUUUGGCAGUAAAUUCUAUUAAUUAUUGCAAAGCAAAGUUUACCAUUGCACUUACAUCCAAACUAGUACGUUGCAAAUAAAUCUUACAGCACUCACUGGAUCUCCAUGCUUAAGCUAUUCCAUGAGCUAAAGCUAUGGAACAUCUACUUUGAGCCAGAGAAGAGAGGAGAAAAUUUCUGAUUUAGAGCCACAUUUAUAUUACAGUCUAUUUACUAUUUACUAGACUCUUUACCAUUAGAGUCUAAUUUACUGCCCACAUCCCUCUUUUCUCAACUUAAAUGCCCUUUUUAUGGCUGGAGCUGCCUUCACCCCCAGAACUACAUUUCUAUUUCCUGCAGGUGUCUGGGCAUUUGCAGGGCUGGUAUCCUCUAGGUCCUCUCUAAAUGCAUCCGCAUGCUUGGCAUGAGGCUCAGCCAGACUUAUGGCUUAGAAGCGGGGCCAUAUCAGCUGGGUCAGGAGCAUUCCAAGUAACUGAAGACCCUUUAAUGAAGGGAAGCAAGACAGGCAACUUAAUUUAACAGAGAAACAGACAAACCUAAUAUGACAGGGCAGUGGCUGCAAGAGCUGCUGAAAGCGAGAUAUAUUAUUUUGCCAUUCUGGAAGCUUUAGCAACUUGGAAAUCUGACAUCCUGAGCCUGAACAUACCUUAGGUUCCACGAUAGACUAUCCUAGAUUUACAUGUGCAUUUGAAUAGUUUGGAUUAGAUGGCUGUCCAAACUGUUCACUUGGUGAUAUUUACUUAGUUGGAAAAACCAGAUCUCUUUGGCAAAUUAAACAUGACAUAAUUGUACUCAAACCCUACGUUUCAGAUCCCUCUAUUCAUAUCUAGUUUUCCACUCUUACAUCCUAUUCCGAGCCCGUUUUCCCUUGUUUUCACUAUUCCCAACGUACUAUCUUGCAAUAUGCGUUUAUUACACGAAUGAAUGAAAUGGUUUAAAAAAAAUUCCAAUAAGUGAUAUUAGGAAGAGGCACCAAAGGUUCACAAACUUAUUUUUGUGAAUUCUGUAAAAAAUGUCAUCCAGUGUCUUCGGCAUUAAAGGACAUUACCCCACAGCAGCAGCCCCACUGCCCUUCUAUUAAUCCGUAGCCAGAAUGGGCACUAGGCGGCCGGGAUUCUCCAUCUCGCCUCUCCUGGGCGCCAGGUGCGGCUCAGAUAAGCGCAGCCGGGUAGGAGUUUGAGGACGGCAAACUUUCCCGCUUCUGAGGGACGAGCCCAGAGAGGACCCGCUGACGUGCGAGGGUGCAACCUCCGAUGUACUACCAAGGAGGGCGAGGGUUCCUAUGUCUGUCUGGAGCGCGGAGGGGUGGACUGCAAAAAGAUCCCCUCUGAGCAGCUGGGAGCUCAGAAGCUCUCUCCAACCCUGAGGAGUGGGUCAGCCACAAGAGCAAGAAGUGAUGGCGUGGAGUCCACCCAGGGCCUGAGGCAUGAGCAGAAUCCACGCCCAUUAGACCUGGAGCCUGGGCGUUUGGGGCUGCACUGCUGGGGAGAUCCAAGAAGAAUCAAUGCUUUGGCCCCUGGUGACAUGUACACAGUGUAAUGACAGGAAAUGAGCAGAUUUGCAGAAAAACUAGUGUCCUGAAAUUUAAAACUAAGGCAUCGGUGCUUGUGCCAGGCAGUACCUGGAGGCUCUGGGAAAUCCACGAGAAGCAGCAGGCAUUGGUUCUGUUUUGGAGGAGCUUUCAGUCCAGUGCGGGAAGAGAAGACACCUGCAUAUGAGACAAAGAACUUUAUGAGCAGGGCUCUGGCUGAGAACAUGGCCAAUGACAUUGACGAGCUCAUUGGCAUUCCCUUCCCCAACCACAGCAGUGAGGUCCUGUGCAGCCUCAAUGAGCAGCGGCACGAUGGCCUGCUGUGCGAUGUGCUCCUGGUGGUGCAGGAGCAGGAGUAUCGGACCCACCGGUCCGUCCUGGCUGCCUGCAGCAAGUACUUCAAGAAGCUUUUCACAGCCGGCACCCUAGCCAGCCAGCCCUACGUCUAUGAGAUCGACUUUGUCCAGCCUGAGGCUCUGGCUGCUAUCCUGGAGUUCGCCUACACCUCCACGCUCACCAUCACCGCCGGCAACGUCAAGCACAUCCUCAACGCAGCCAGGAUGCUGGAGAUCCAGUGCAUCGUGAACGUGUGCCUGGAGAUCAUGGAGCCUGGGGGGGACGGGGGGGAGGAGGACGACAAGGAGGACGAUGACGACGACGAAGAUGAUGAUGAUGAGGAGGACGAAGAGGAGGAGGAGGAAGAGGAGGAGGAUGACGAUGAUGACACGGAGGACUUUGCUGACCAAGAAAACUUGCCUGACCCCCAGGACAUCAGCUGCCACCAAAGCCCUUCCAAGACGGACCAUCUCACAGAGAAGGCCUACUCAGACACCCCCAGGGACUUCCCUGACUCCUUCCAGGCUGGCAGUCCUGGCCAUCUGGGGAUGAUCCGGGACUUCUCCAUCGAAUCUCUGCUGAGGGAGAACCUGUACCCCAAGGCCAACAUCCCUGACAGGAGACCCUCCUUGUCUCCAUUCGCCCCAGACUUCUUCCCACACCUCUGGCCAGGGGACUUUGGUGCCUUUGCCCAGCUGCCUGAGCAGCCCAUGGACAGUGGGCCACUGGAUCUGGUCAUCAAGAAUCGGAAGAUCAAGGAGGAGGAGAAGGAGGAGCUGCCCCCACCCCCACCGCCACCUUUCCCUAAUGACUUCUUCAAGGACAUGUUCCCUGACCUGCCCGGGGGGCCUCUGGGACCCAUCAAGGCGGAGAACGACUACGGUGCCUAUCUCAACUUCCUGAGUGCCACCCACCUGGGAGGCCUCUUCCCACCCUGGCCCCUGGUGGAAGAGCGCAAGCUGAAGCCCAAGGCCUCUCAGCAGUGCCCCAUCUGCCACAAAGUCAUCAUGGGGGCCGGGAAGCUGCCGCGGCACAUGAGGACCCAUACUGGGGAGAAGCCAUACAUGUGCACCAUCUGCGAGGUCCGCUUCACCAGGCAGGACAAGCUGAAAAUCCACAUGCGGAAGCACACAGGGGAGCGGCCCUACCUGUGCAUCCACUGCAACGCCAAGUUCGUGCACAACUACGACCUCAAGAACCACAUGCGCAUCCACACGGGCGUGCGGCCCUACCAGUGCGAGUUCUGCUACAAGAGCUUCACGCGCUCUGACCACCUGCACCGCCACAUCAAGCGCCAGAGCUGCCGCAUGGCGCGGCCCCGACGCGGCCGCAAGCCUGCUGCGUGGAGGGCCGCCAGCCUGCUCUUCGGGCCCGGCGGCCCGGCCCCCGACAAGGCGGCCUUCGUGAUGCCCCCCGCGCUGGGCGAGGUGGGCGGCCACCUGGGUGGCGCAGCCGUGUGCCUCCCGGGCCCCAGCCCCGCCAAGCACUUCCUGGCAGCGCCGAAGGGCGCCCUGAGCCUGCAGGAGCUGGAGCGGCAGUUCGAGGAGACGCAGAUGAAGCUGUUCGGGCGCGCGCAGCUGGAGGCUGAGAGGAACGCGGGGGGCCUCCUGGCCUUCGCGCUGGCCGAGAACGUGGCGGCGGCGAGGCCCUACUUCCCGCUGCCCGACCCGUGGGCCGCCGGCCUGGCCGGCCUCCCUGGGCUCGCUGGCCUCAACCAUGUGGCCUCCAUGUCCGAAGCCAACAACUAGGCUGGUCCCUGUCGGCUCCAGCCCACCAGCCCUCCAGUCCUUCUCCCUCCAGGCCCGCUCUACCCUACCCCAUGGAUCUGAACUUUUCAUUUUAAAAACACAAAGGGAAAAUGGGAAAAAAUAAUAAUAAUAAUACUAUCAGUGAUGGCAUUUUCCCGGGCUCCUAAAGCAGCUGCCUCCUUUUGCUGGUCUGAGACGGGCAUCUUUUCCCAAAAGGCCAGGAGCCCGGGCCUCCCUCCCUGGCUGUCUCUCUGGCUUUCACAUAGAAACUUGCACUGGCCCAUGCCACAAAGAACUGGGUGCCCAGGGGCACUUAGGAGCUGGGUGAGUUACGAGGGGUCAGGGGGUGGUUGGCCUGGUGCCCAGCCAGACGGAGCAGGAGGAGGUAGGGGCUGGGCAUGCACCUUGGUUAAGCCCCACCCCCUGUGGCAGAGUCUCUGCCAACACUCCUCUGAGGGCUCAUUUUCCAGUCUCCAGUGGCCCCGGGGUCUUUUUGAGAACUACCCACCUGCCACAUAGAAAGAAAUGCUCUAUUGGCAGGGAGGCCUCCUGGAACCAGUCGGGAACCAGGCUCUGGAAGGUCAGGGCCAUUUUUUCCCUGACCUGUCCUGUGACCUUGACAGGUCAGCCCUCUGUAGCUCAGUGUCACCUGGCUAUGGAAGGGGCUGGUAACUGAGGUUUCCUCCCUCCACCUCUAAACACGUACACACGUAUCCCCCCAGAGAAUCCCAGAGAUGGUAGGAGCUUUGUACUCCCCAAGUCCAUGGGGGAUCAGUUUAUCUUUCUGGACUUAGUUUUAUCACAUCCAGCUCUAUAUUAGCAUAUUAGCAUAGGUGAGAAAUAUGGCCAGACUAGACAGAGGUCAGGUCAUCAGGGGAGCUUCUGAGCUUCACCAAAGCCCACAGGCAGCUCUGUGAACUCCGAAUGCUACCCUACCUUCCCUGCAGACCGAUAUUCAUGUCUGGACCCCUGGGGGCACUAUUUAGUGUUUACCCCCAUCUCCAGUGCCCCCUCCAAGGCUGUGCAGUGUCUUGGGGCUCUCAGGGCCAACAUCGAAGAGAUGGGGGCCACCUCUUAACACCUGACAACUGUCUCCCCUCACCCUGAUUACUGAAAACAGACAAAAUACCUGGUUUUCUAGGGUUUAUCUGUUUUUUGAGUUGUGAGUUCCUCAGGGCCUUGGCAUUGCUAGUGAUGGUCCCCUCUGCUGUGUGAGAAACCCCUCAACCCCUUCCUCCUCCCUCUGGGGAUGAAGUGGGAGUAUUUGGCUCCCCUCUUUUGACAAAAGGGCUCAGUGCGGGGAGGUGGAGGCCUCUGAGGUUUGAAGGGCUCUGUGAGUUAGAGCUGUCACAUGUUCUCCUGGUUCUUGAGUUUGCAGCAGGUCCUGAAAAGGAAGGCUCUGCUGGCCCCGUGCCUUCCUGACCUUCUCUCUCCUUCCCUCCCCUUUCUUGCCAAGUUUGCUUUGGUUUCUGAGCAGCCCAGAGAGGAGGAGGGUUCAUCCCCAGGGAGGGCCCAGGGCUGGAGUCCCCAAUCCCUGUGCUGUGGGCACAAAGAGACUUCAGCUCUUCCUGUUGCCUUGGCUUUUUCCUGAGCAAAAACACAACAAACAAAAAGGCCAGAGAAGAGCACAGACUCUGUCCCUCUCACAGCUCUCCAGAAGAGACCCCCUGAUUCUUCGCACCACCGGAUGCCACUCCAGCCAGCAGGAUUGCUACACACACCCUCUGUUCUCAGACGUCAUCUGCCUGGGCAGCCGCCUCUCAGAUUCCUGUCUUCGUUUCAGACACUUUUCUCUGAAGCAUGCCCAUGUCCACCAGCCAGCGUGCCCAUGUCCCCCCCAUCAGCCAAGCGAUUGGGGCUGAACCAGACUUUAAAAGAGAGGAGGAAAAAAAAAAAAAAAAGGAAACAUGAAUAAAUUGGAAUCCAGUGGUGUUGGGGCUUUUGUUUUUAUUUUGUAAAGGUGAUGACUUCUUAUAAACUCAAUUUUUCAGAUGA
Pongo pygmaeus (Bornean orangutan) is the source of this 6206-nucleotide messenger RNA. It is a transcript of the gene ZBTB7C, whose product is annotated as zinc finger and BTB domain containing 7C. The record is from RefSeq and is a predicted model, not a curated record. Bases 2328 to 4211 code for a protein of 627 amino acids. Gene Ontology annotation, biological process: regulation of transcription by RNA polymerase II. NCBI's taxonomy places the organism in Eukaryota, Metazoa, Chordata, Mammalia, Primates, Hominidae. The transcript has 6 exons. Gene Ontology annotation, molecular function: protein binding; DNA-binding transcription factor activity, RNA polymerase II-specific; RNA polymerase II cis-regulatory region sequence-specific DNA binding.